Messenger RNA from Aspergillus mulundensis, 2523 nucleotides. Its product is annotated as pre-mRNA-splicing factor CWC22. Gene Ontology annotation, cellular component: catalytic step 2 spliceosome. Lineage: Eukaryota; Fungi; Ascomycota; Eurotiomycetes; Eurotiales; Aspergillaceae. The coding region runs from base 1 to 2523 and encodes 840 amino acids. Gene Ontology annotation, molecular function: RNA binding; protein binding. The record is from RefSeq and is a predicted model, not a curated record. Gene Ontology annotation, biological process: mRNA splicing, via spliceosome. The transcript has 2 exons.
AUGUCGGAUUCUGUUGUUUUGCAGUCGGCCGUGCGCGUGCCUACACCUCCCCCAGGCGCUUCCUACUCCCCUCAACCCUCCGGCUCACGAAAGCGAUCGCCGCCCUCUCGUUCACCUUCACCGAAUCGGCGUCGCUCGCCCCCUGGCGACUCAGCAGCAGCCGAUGGCGACGUGCCGCGUAUCGACCCCGGGCGUGCGCUCGAGCGUGAACACCAGCUGGCGGAACGAGUGCGUCAACAUGAACAGAAGGAAGCUGCACGAAAGCCGCUGACGGAGGAGGAGAAACAAGCAUCGGCCAAAGCAGAAUAUGAGAAGCUCCUCAACAUGCGCUCGGGAGGUACAUACAUUCCUCCUGCGCGGCUCCGCGCCCUGCAAGCGCAGAUCACAGACAAGACCAGCAAAGAGUACCAGCGGAUGGCUUGGGAGGCUCUGAAGAAGUCGAUCAACGGUCUUAUCAACAAGGUCAACGUGUCGAAUAUCAAAUAUAUCGUCCCAGAACUGUUUGGCGAGAACCUGGUCCGGGGACGUGGUUUGUUUUGCCGGAGCAUUAUGAAGGCACAAGCGGCAAGUUUGCCGUUCACACCCAUCUACGCUGCCAUGGCAGCAAUCGUCAAUACCAAGCUACCGCAGGUCGGAGAACUACUUUUAAGUCGAUUAAUCAUUCAGUUUCGAAAGGCUUUCAAGAGGAACGACAAGGCGGUGUGCAUAUCGUCGACGACAUUCAUCGCUCAUCUAUGCAACCAACAGGUGGUACACGAAAUGCUUGCGGCGCAAAUCCUACUCCUCCUGCUUCACAAGCCCACCGAUGAUAGUGUUGAGAUUGCUGUCGGGUUAACGCGAGAGGUUGGCCAGCAUCUGGAGGAAAUGAGUGGUCCGAUUGCGUUGGCGGUGUUUGACCAAUUCAGGAAUAUUCUCCACGAGGCCGACAUCGACAAGCGUGUGCAGUAUAUGGUUGAAGUCCUCUUUCAGGUGCGCAAAGACCGAUACAAGGAUAACCCGGCUGUCAAGGAGGAGCUUGAUUUGGUGGAAGAGGAGGAUCAGAUUACCCACCGGAUUGGGCUGGAUGAUGAGAUUGAGACUCAAGACAGCCUGAACAUAUUCAAAUUUGACGCCCAGUGGGAGGAGCACGAGGAGGCCUACAAGAAACUGAAGGCUGAGAUUCUUGGCGAAGGAAGCGAUGACGAAGAUGAGAGCGACGACGGUGACGAGAGUUCGGACGAGGAGUCUGAAGAAGAGCGGCAGCUGGACAUCAAGGAUCAAAGCAAUACAGAUCUCGUGAACCUGCGCCGAACUAUAUAUUUGACCAUUAUGUCCAGUAUCGACUUUGAAGAAUGUUGCCACAAGUUGAUGAAAAUCUCGUUGCCAGCCGGCCUGGAACCUGAGCUUCCUUCUAUGGUCAUCGAGUGUUGCUCUCAAGAGCGAACAUACUCCAAGUUCUAUGGACUUAUCGGUGAGAGGUUUGCAAAGAUCAAUCGCCUUUGGUCAGACCUGUUCGAGAAUGCGUUCGCCAAGUACUACGAUACCAUCCAUCGAUACGAAACCAACCGUCUGCGCAAUAUUGCCCGCUUCUUCGGCCACAUGCUGAGCACUGAUGCGCUCGGCUGGCACGUUUUGUCGAUCAUUCACCUAAACGAGGAGGAGACGACGUCGAGCAGUCGUAUCUUCAUCAAGAUUCUUUUCCAGGACCUUGCAGAGCAUCUUGGUCUACCAAAGCUACGAGAACGCAUGACAGACGAGCUUUUGCGCUCAAGCUUCGAGGGCUUGUUCCCAACGGACAACCCGCGCAACACCCGUUUCUCGAUCAACUACUUUACCAGCAUCGGUUUCGCUCACGCUCAUCCUAUUCAUCUCGAUCUCGAUCCCGCUCUUAUACUUACUCUCGCUCCCCGUCCUACUCCCGCUCGCCUUCUCGCAGCCGCGGUCGGCGACGUUCAGUCAGCCGCGGCAGGUCCUACUCGCGGUCUGUAUCUGGCUCAUCCCGCCGCAGCUACAGCCGAAGCUCUUAUACCGCCUCGCGGUCGCGCUCAAGAUCCCCCGUGCCGCGAACCCGCCGUCGCUCGGUCUCGUACAGUCGGUCUCCAUCUCGCAGCCGCAGUCCACCCCCUCGAACUGGCCGCGGACGUGUCGACUCUCGAUCUCCACCGCCACGCCGAAGCCGGAGCCGCAGCCGCUCCCGCUCCGUCACUCCUCCCCGACGAGGCGGAAGAGCCCGUAGCUAUUCUAGAUCACCCUCGCGGUCUGUCUCUCCACCGCCGCGCCGAGCACCUGCUCCUCGACGCUACUCGUCAGCAUCGAUGUCCCCUCCCCCUAAGAGGGCUGAACGGCGCAUUCCCUCACCCCAACGUCCUCCGCCAGGCCGUCGGGGCAGAGAUUACUCUGUCACGCGAUCGCCUAGCCCUCGCUAUAGUAGAAACCAGCGCCGACGAAACUCCAGUUCACCUCUCUCCGCAUCUCCGCCUCCCCGUCGGCGGGCACGAUCCCCCUCCACCCCGCCCCGUCGGUAAUACUACCAUCUCGAUAUAA